Molecule: messenger RNA, 1756 nt
Organism: Humulus lupulus (European hop)
Lineage: Eukaryota; Viridiplantae; Streptophyta; Magnoliopsida; Rosales; Cannabaceae
Product: AT-hook motif nuclear-localized protein 10
Exons: 6
Coding region: 209-1366 (385 amino acids)
Molecular function (GO): minor groove of adenine-thymine-rich DNA binding
Source: RefSeq, a predicted model, not a curated record
AAUAAUAAUAAUAAUUAAUAUUAUUAUUAUUAUUAUAUCUAAAUAUUGAGAAUUCUCCUAGAAUAAGCCUUCCGGUGCAGCUCUUCGUUUUCAUCCAGAAACCCUAGAAAUUCAUCCUCUUCUGAAAUUGGCUGAUUUUCUUUUUUCCUGAAUUAUUGGUAAGAUUGCAUGGAACUUGAGUGAAAAUACUUUGAACAAAGAAGAGAAGAUGUCAGGAUCUGAAACUGGACUUUUAACGAGUAGAGAGCCCUUCAGUAUUGGUCUGCAGAAGGGUCCGGUGGCGUCACAGCCGAUGUUACAGAACAUGAGAAUGCCUUUUGCUGCUGCAGAUGGGACAGGAGUGUACAAGCCCAUUGCAGCUACCUCACCCUCUUACCAAUCCUCUGCCGGCCCCGGCGCCGGAGGAGGAGGAGGAGCUGUGGUCUCGGGUGAUGGUUCAGCCGGCGGCGGUAUAGUGUCUCCUGGUGGUGGUGGUGGUGGUUCUGGGCUCAAUAUGAACAACAUGGGUAGUGGUGGUGAGACAAUGAAAAGGAAAAGAGGGAGACCCAGAAAGUAUGGCCCAGAUGGCACUAUGGCAUUGGCGCUGUCCCCUCCGCCACCUUCUGUGGUGGUGAAUCAGUCCGGUGGUGGCGGAUUUUCUUCUCCUCAUACAGCGGCGGCGGCUGCUCCUCCCUCGGAUGGUGGCUCGGCCGGUGGUCCCGGUUCUCCCUCGUCCAUGAAAAAAGCUAGAGGUAGACCGCCAGGUUCUACCAAAAAGCAACAAUCGGAUACCAUGGGGUCAGCUGGGUUCGGAUUCACACCACAUGUUAUCACAGUCAAAGCCGGAGAGGAUGUGUCUUCAAAAAUAAUGUCAUUUUCUCAGCAUGGUCCGAGGGCUGUGUGCAUUCUCUCGGCCAAUGGAGCCAUAUCUAAUGUCACCCUUCGCCAGCCAGCCACAUCUGGUGGAACCGUUACAUAUGAGGGGCGAUUUGAAAUUCUGUCACUCUCUGGUUCGUUUCUUUUAUCCGAAAAUGGUGGACAGAGAAGUCGAACAGGGGGGCUGAGCGUCUCGUUGUCUGGUCCGGAUGGUCGUGUUUUAGGUGGUGGUGUGGCUGGCCUUCUCAUGGCUGCUUCUCCUGUUCAGGUGGUUGUAGGGAGUUUUGUCUCAGAUGGCCGUAAAGAAUCAAAGUCAGCCAACCGGGUGGAGCCAUUGUCCGUCUCACAGAACCUUGGCACUGGGGGCGGACCAACUGGGCCCGGCAGCCCAGCAUCGCGUGGCACUCUAAGUGAAUCUUCAGGGGGGCCAGGUAGCCCACUUAACCAUAGUACAGGAGCCUGCAAUAACAACAACCAACCACUAGGCAUGAGUAGCAUGCCAUGGAAGUGAAAAAUCCUUUUCCCCCAAAUAAUUUGUUUGUUUGUGUAGUAUCAGUAAUAGUAGUAGUGUCAUGUUAGGAGGCAUUUAAAAUAUCUGUUUGAAGUCCCAUCUCAUCAAUUUCGUUGUAAGUUUGGUAGAAUAAGGCUCAGGCAGGCUUGACUUUCCUUUUGGCUUUUGCCAGCGUAGAGUGGUGUGUUGGCUAGAGUUAGGUAGUAGCGAGAGUAGUGACUAGUGUUGUGUUCAAUAGAAGAAAUUAGGUGAAAGCCAGUGGUAGGUUAGGUGUUAAGAUAAUGAUGUCUCUAGUUAUCUCAUGGUAAUUUGUUGUUAUUAUUGUUGGCUUGUUGCCUCCAUCACACCCUAUGUUGUUAUCAAUGGUUAAUCUCAUCAAAUUUAUUCUAA